UUCACGAGGGCUGAGGGCAAGGAAAUUGCGUGCGACGUUAUCUUACACGAGUUGUGCAGGGUGAGGGUGACUGGCAUGCACUACGAGGCACGUGUCCAGUGCGUCCGCGACUGGCACGCCGAGCGCAAAGUUUGGAUGAGUAAGGCUGAUUGUCGGGAUACGCUCAUGGCACCGUGGCAGUACCUGCAGAACCCUCCUCAGUACGUCGGGGAAGACAAGGCGUGCUUUCUUGCGAUGGUCAUAUGGUGGACAUCCCUCGAGUACGCCCGGAAGCACGAGGAGGGCAAGCAGAAGCGUUUAGAGAUGGGAGGUGGAUCACAUGUCCUGGGCAGCAAGAACUUGGCCCUUACCUUGCAGCAAGAGGUGAGCAAAUGGUUUCUUCAUUCUUUCGUUUCAUGUUAUUGUUAGCCC
Messenger RNA from Lolium perenne, 411 nucleotides. The record is from RefSeq and is a predicted model, not a curated record. Lineage: Eukaryota; Viridiplantae; Streptophyta; Magnoliopsida; Poales; Poaceae.